UACUAUGUUUACGUUUAUUAAAUUUUAAAAUUUAUUACAUGGCAUUAUAAUUUACUUUCAUUAAUUUUAAAUUAAAAACAGAAUAACAUUCAAAAUUUUUUUUUUGCAAUUAAAUGAGAUGGACUACGAAAGUGAUCGUGUACUUAAGUUAAUAUUUUCUAAUGAUGUGCCAGGAUAUGACCGUGAUAAAGAUGAAAUAUCUUUAUACCUCACUAAGUUGGGAAAUUAUAAAAUAGGACAAUUAAAAAAGGAAGAAAAUCGAUUGGAAGACGAGAACAAACUAAUAGAAGACCAAACAUUAGAUUUAGCUGUACUAAAUUACAGAACUAUAAUACAAACAUCGGAUUGCUCAAAGAAAAUAUAUGCGGGUUUUGUUAAAACAGAGAACAGAGUUGAAAAUCUUUUACAACCUUUAUCGGUUCUAGAAGAAAAGUGUCAAAGAUUUUUAGAAUCAACUGCUGAUAUAAAUUCAAAAAAAAAUUUAAAUUUAUCAACAUCAAAAAAUUACAAAAAAGUUUUAGAAAUUUUAGAAAUUCCCCAAUUAAUGGAAUAUUAUAUAAACGAGGGACACUAUGAGGAAGCAUUGGAACUUGCAUCUUAUGUACAAAAACUUGGGACAAAACAUUCAGAAAUUGGAGUGAUUAAGGGGGUAGUUUUGGCUGUUGAGAAAAAUUGGCAUUCUUUAUUAAUAAAAUUUUUGGAUGAAUUAAAAACCGAUUUACAGCUACCGAAAUGCUUACAGGUAUUUGGACAUCUGAGACGAAUGCAAGCUUUUGGUUCGAAUGAACUUAAAUUGAUUUUUUUGCAUACUAGAGAUACUUGGCUGAAUAAUUUGUUGAGCUCUAUACCAAAAGAUGACGCUCAAAAUCAUCUGACUAAAACAAUUGAGGUUACACGAAUUAACGUUUUCAACAUAAUGACGCAAUAUAAAGCUCUAUUUCCAAAUGAAGAUGUGGGAGUCUCUUCGAACUUCGGCUCUUGCGAGGGUAAAAAAUUGUUCAAUACAUGGUUGAAUAAAAAGAUCGAAACUUUUUUGAAUACUCUUGAAGAAGAUUUAAAUAGAGGUGUCAGUUCUUUAGAUACAGCAUUAGGUCAGUGCAUGUAUUUUGGCGGAUCUUUUAGUAGAAUUGGUGUAGAUUUUAGAGCUUUAGUUGUGUCGAUAUUUGUUCGUGUAAUAACUAAAAAUUUUGUUGAUAAAAUAAUAAAUGUUAAUACUAACUUUGACUAUGACAUGAAAAACUUUACGUUAGUCAACAGUUCUACGAUAACAUUGCAUCAGAAAAUUCGUUCAACAUUAGUAAUGGGUGAAGUUAAUGCAACAGAUUUGUCUCCGCCUGAAUCUUUGUUAGAUUAUACUCCACUAGCUAUAUUGUGCAAUGGAUAUUUAAGCGCUUUAAGUGAGCUUAUGUUAUGUGCUCCAAUAUCUUUGGUGUUCGAUGUUGUGAAUACAUUGGAAAGGUCAUUAGAAAGAGUAUCACAUGGUAUAUAUCAAUUGUACAAAAGAGAAAAACAAGUCUUUUCAGCAAUUCAACGAGAAAACUUUAUAAAAUUCCUUUCUUCUUUUGCCUAUGAUUUAUGUCCAUAUAUACAGAGAUGUUUACAAGCAGUAUUUCCACAGCAAGUGUUAGCUAAUCAUUUGGGAAUUACUUUAUUGGAGUUACAAAAUGAACGAAUAAGUUUUAUGAAUCAAAAUUCAAUUUUAGAUCCAAUUAAAAACUUAUUACCAGAACGUUUGAGUUCUAAAAAUUAAAAAUUCAUAUUUAAAUUUCAUUUUCACAAAAAAAACAUUUGAAAACGUUUUAAUAUGUACAAGUGUGAAUUAUUAAAACAUUAAUUAAACUUAUAGAUAUAUUAAUAAACUUAUGUAAUCAAUAUAGACAUA
Molecule: messenger RNA, 1882 nt
Organism: Condylostylus longicornis
Lineage: Eukaryota; Metazoa; Arthropoda; Insecta; Diptera; Dolichopodidae
Gene: Cog8
Product: conserved oligomeric Golgi complex subunit 8
Exons: 6
Coding region: 119-1750 (543 amino acids)
Biological process (GO): intra-Golgi vesicle-mediated transport
Cellular component (GO): COG complex
Source: RefSeq, a predicted model, not a curated record